AUGGCUAAACUAAUGCAGGAUGUGGAACGAUUCUUGUCCGUUGAAUCCCUCGAUUCUAGGCUGAAGCCAUCGAAUGAGAGAAAGAAACAAUUUACGAAAGAUGCCAAACGGGAAGAAAGCUCGAAGACCAGUGGCAAACCAGUAAUACUCACUCAACCUUCACGUUGGAAAACAUGGGAGUUCCGUUUUUACUAUCUGGCAUUUACCAUAGUGGUCCCAUUGAUGUUCAAAGCUGUUAUGAAGGCCAGUAGUGAAAGUAAUAUUAAUUAUCCAAAAUACCAGGGAAUGCUAUCCAAAGGAUGGAUUUUUGGCAGGAAGGUCGAUAACAGUGAUUCACAGUACAGAUUCUUCAGGGAUAACCUACCAUUACUAGCGGGUUUAAUGCUAUUACAUACCAUAUUGAAGAGAGUAGUGCUUCACGUGACUAAGCUUCCCAAGUUGACUUUUGACUUUGGGUUUGGUUUACUCUUCCUAUACGCUGCCCAUGGUGUCAAUGCUGUUCGAAUUAUCUUGCAUUUACUUGCGAUGUAUUCAAUUGGUCACAUUUUCAAAAAUAAUCGCAAGUUGGCUACCUUUUUAUCCUGGACUUAUGGUAUCGGAGCUCUCUUCAUCAAUGACAGAUUUAGGAAUUAUCCAUUCGCCAAUUUUCUUGGCUGCCUUUCAUUCCUAGACACUGGCUACAAAGGUAUUAUUCCUAGAUGGGACGUUUUCUUUAAUUUCACUUUGUUAAGAAUGCUCAGCUACAAUAUGGACUUUUUAGAAAGAUGGAAUGCUCUGAGUACACCACAGUCAGCAGCAUCUGAUAAUGAAACCUUGCAUUCCAGACCAAAUUGGUCAGCUUCUUCAGUUGCUUCCACUGAAUUGGGGCAAUCCGUGAUACUUGACGAAAGAGCACGUUUAGUCGCCCCACAUCCCAUCCAGGACUAUCGUUUUACCAACUACAUUGCUUACAUCACCUAUACCCCAUUGUUCAUUGCAGGUCCAAUUAUCACAUUCAAUGACUACAUCUAUCAGAGUUUACACACUUUGCCUUCGAUCAACAAGAGGCAGAUCAUCUCUUAUGCGUUAAGAUUGGUGAUCUGUGUUCUAAGUAUGGAGUUUGUCCUGCAUUACGCUUACGUGGUAGCUAUUUCCAAGAGAAAAGCCUGGACGGGCGAUACACCCUUCCAAAUCUCCAUGAUUGGUCUCUUCAACUUGAACAUCAUCUGGCUAAAACUUUUAAUCCCAUGGAGAUUAUUUAGGUUAUGGGCACUAUUGGAUGAAAUUGAUACACCUGAAAACAUGAUACGUUGUGUUGAUAAUAACUACAGUGCUUUGGCCUUUUGGAGAGCUUGGCAUAGAAGUUAUAACAAGUGGGUGGUGCGCUAUAUUUACAUCCCGCUGGGUGGCUCGAAUAAUAGGAUUCUCACUUCCUUAGCGGUCUUUUCCUUUGUUGCCAUCUGGCAUGACAUUCAGUUGAAGCUUCUGUUAUGGGGUUGGUUAGUCGUGAUAUUCUUGCUACCUGAAAUGUUUGCAACACAAUUCUUUAACCGCUACAGAAGCAAGAAAUGGUACAGACAUUUGUGCGCCAUCGGAGGUGUGAUCAAUAUCUGGAUGAUGAUGAUUGCCAAUUUAUUUGGAUUCUGCCUGGGACCCGAUGGGACUAAGCAAUUUUUAAAUGAUAUGUUUGGAACAAGUGAAGGCAUAGUCUUUGCCAUCGGUGCCAGGUGGGCUUUAUUCAUUGCCGUUCAAGUUAUGUUUGAACAGAGGGAACAUGAAAAAAGGCAAGGCAUUAACCUCAAAUGCUAA
Molecule: messenger RNA, 1788 nt
Organism: Torulaspora delbrueckii
Lineage: Eukaryota; Fungi; Ascomycota; Saccharomycetes; Saccharomycetales; Saccharomycetaceae
Gene: GUP1
Product: O-acyltransferase
Exons: 1
Coding region: 1-1788 (595 amino acids)
Biological process (GO): GPI anchor biosynthetic process
Cellular component (GO): endoplasmic reticulum
Source: RefSeq, a predicted model, not a curated record